Messenger RNA from Apis mellifera (honey bee), 3154 nucleotides. Its product is annotated as neuronal calcium sensor 2. NCBI's taxonomy places the organism in Eukaryota, Metazoa, Arthropoda, Insecta, Hymenoptera, Apidae. Bases 9 to 569 code for a protein of 186 amino acids. Gene Ontology annotation, molecular function: calcium ion binding. The transcript is spliced from 4 exons. The record is from RefSeq and is a predicted model, not a curated record.
AUCGCAAAAUGGGCUGUUUCGGGAGCAAAGAUAAGCUGAGCAAAGAGGAUAUGGAUUUUCUGAAAUCGCACACGAGAUACGACGAGGCGACUAUAAAGGAAUGGUACAAAGGAUUUAAACAAGAUUGCCCGAACGGCAGACUAACGCCGGCAAAAUUUGUCGACAUGUAUAAAAUGUUCUUCCCGUCGGGCAACGCGGAGGAAUUUUGCGAUCACGUUUUCCGCACAUUCGACAUGGACAAGAAUGGCUACAUCGAUUUCAAGGAAUUUUUGUUGGCUAUCGAUGUAACGUCUAGCGGGACGCCAGAGGAAAAACUGAAAUGGGCUUUCCGUAUGUACGAUGUCGAUGGAAACGGUGUCAUUGACAUUCAAGAAAUGACCAAGAUCGUUCAGGCAAUAUACGACAUGCUCGGUGCAUGCUCGAGCAACAGACCGGCAGAUAGCGCGGAAGAAAGAGCGAAGAACAUCUUCGCGAGAAUGGACGAAAAUAAUGACGGUCAACUUACCGAGGAGGAAUUUUUGAAAGGUUGCCUUCAAGACGAGGAACUUUCAAAAAUGCUGGCCCCUUAAUUUCCUCUCUCUCUCUCUCUCUCUUGUCUCGGAUAAUCGAUGAUCGAUUGAUGAUCGACUCACCGAAUGAAAGAAACAAAUCUAUCCUUCGUGCCGAUCGUUCUCUAUAUUAUCGAACGUCGAUAACGUCGGUGCGAGGGAGAAAAAAAUGGAGGGAAAAUCGGUGUUUUUUCUUCACGGUCCAAUUUCGAACUCGAGUCGGCAAAUUUCCCUCCCCUCCCCUCCCAACAGACAAUCCAUCCGAUUUCUAACCGAACUCGUUCACCCUCGGGAAAAUUAUUAAACGGCGAAGAAAGAAGACGAGUGUGUAGAGUUUUAUUAUUCUAGAAUCGGAUCGAGUUUGAAGUUCGACCGAUGCUUCUCCGCACCAAGUACCUAAAAAAAAAAUUGACGUUUCAGGUUAGAAACGUUGACGGUUAGAUUUAUAACGUUUUUCUCUCUCUCUCUCUUUCUUCUCUUUCUCUCUUUUCAAAGAUCGAAACAAGCGAGACAGUUUGACUCUCCCCUUUAAAUUCGAACAACGACGAAGAAAAAGUUAGCUAGGAUAUUUGGCGAGAGUGAUGGUGACACACAACGAAAAUCGCGAGAGGGUAGUGUCGAAGUAAAUAGGACAAAUCGAUUUUCGAUCGAGGGAUGCAGUUUUGUAUAUUGCACGAUAUAUACGUUUUACAUUGAAAAAGAAAGGAAGGUACGUCAUAUUAACGUAUUGAUUAAUCGACGAUGAAUUAUCGUUUUCAUUCGGAAAUAUUCAUCCCCCGUUCAUUCCCCGUUGAACGAGAAGAUAGAAGACGAUAUUCACACGAGUGGUUUGACAAAAUGGGUUGAACGAAUAUAUAAGGAGAUUCGUAGCUUCGCUUUUUACUUAUAUGUACAGCCGUUCGAUGGACGGACCAAAAGUGCCUAAAGUUCGGCAUCCCGACGAAACGUAUGAUGAACGUGAAGGCAGGUCGAUGUACACGGACGGAUCACGUAAUUAAAUAGCAAUGACCUAAUAAUAAUAAUAAUAAUAAUUCGAUUCGAAACAAAUUCGACAUCGCAUACGUUACGGUAUAAAAAUUCCGUGUAUCGAAAAUACGAUGCGUCUUUUUUUUUUUUUUUUUUUUUUUACGUUUUCUUACCCGUCGAAAAAUUCGUAGACCUGUGCACACCGAACUCGUUCAAACAGAUAUAUAAAUCGUCCUAAAUCGUGUAAGGGAAGAUAUUUCAAAUUUCACGUCUACGAUGACUUAAUUUUACACCGAUCGUUUCCUCGUUUUCCAACUUUCUAUCUAACCGGUGUAAAUAAAAUGUGUAUCUAUGAACCGAGCUUAAAACGCGAUAUUUUACGACGCGAAUCGUAUCAUUCAAACGCUUCGAUCGCUUUCGUAGAAUUUUUCGUAAUUAAUUAAUUAAUUAAUUAAUACGAUAACAAAGCUUUUUCCCCCCCUUUCAUCCAACAAUUCUGCCGAAUAUUUUGUAUUUCGAGGAAUUUCGUCCUUUGUAUGUCCUAUUAUAUAAUCAGCCUAAAUAUGCAUUUAAUAUAUAUACAUAUAUAUAUAUAUAUUUUUAAUUUUUCUGAAACUUUAAAUUCGUAUUCUAAUUCAAUUUUUAUUGACGUAUGUAUAAUUUCCCAUAUAUAUGUAUAUAGCGCGGUGAACGUGUAUGCAACACUCAUAUACAUCGCCUAAAACUAGAACUCGAAACUUUUUCCGUUGUUUUUAGCGAUAAAAAAAGAAGAAAGUAUUAUCGAUUCGUUCGAACACCACGAAAAUAAAAGUAUUAUAAAAAUACGAAUUUUACGUUUUUUUUUUUUUUUUUCAUAUUUAAAAAUCGUAUCGAGAAUUAAAUUUAUCAUCGGAAGGAAAAUGUAAGUUCGUUCGAACAGAAGAAAAAAAAAAUUGUGAUUAAAAAUGUCAAGAAGCGAAAAAAAUUCGUAAAAGUGUUUGGGAGAGAAAUGGACGGCACGAUGUUUAUUUACCUUCGCAAAGCGGUAAUUAUUCUAUCGAUUUUCUCUUCGAAGAAACGUUGGGUUCUAGUCUUGGGUGAUGCACGCAUACUAUACCUAAUUACGUGUAGUAUAUGUUAGCAGCGUAGUAUGGAACGAUUCGCGGUAUACGUACAACUGAGAAGAUAAACGUACGAAGUCGUACGAAGAAUCGACUUGGAAUGUCCUUUUAUCUGUCUGCCUCGAACAUCAACAAUACACGGUACGCAUCGAUACGAUAAUUAUAGAAAAUUCGAACGGUUCGAACGUGUGAAAAUACAAUCAAAUACAAUCAACAUUUUGGUGUCGUUUCACCAUACGUUGAUCCAUAACUCCACAACAACGACACUUAUAUAUAUAUAUAUAUAUAUAUAUAUAUACAUGAAUUUCACGCAACAAUUAAGCUAGCAUUGUAUAUGCGUGCAAUAUAAUAUAUCUAUUACGAAGAAUAUUUAACGUUAUCGCGUAAUAUACGCAUCAAAAGUCACGCUCCUUAAAUUAUUUAGGGUAGUAACGAGAUUGUAUUUCAAAUCCAUAGUAAGUUUAACAAAAUAUCGAAUAAAUAAACGGGAAAAAAAAAAGGAAAAAAAAUGAAAAAUAGGGCAACCGUGUUGCCCCCAUU